AAGACACGCAGUCUCCGGUUCACUUUCUGUUUGUUGACAUUCAGGUCUGAUCUGCGAGUCUCCGGCGAAUCGAUGAGUUAUCGCGCUCUGCUAUCUGUGUCUUGUAUGGAUUGGACACAUUCUGCAUUGACCCUGGCCUGUCUUGUCUGUGGACCGGGAGCCAAUAAGGCAAACCGUGGCAACACUGAGCUCUGCUGAUACGACCAUCAUCAUGCCAGUUGGUUGGGUGCAUUUUCACAGUUUGGAUUCAAGUGCUGCAAAUUAUGAAACACAUAUUCCUAUUUUUAGCAAUAAUGCACAUUCGUUAUUUUUAUUUUAUGUUUUUACAUUAAAAACGAUUUUGAAUAGGAAGUGAGAUAAUAAAGGACUAAUAAAUCAUGCCACUGGAGGGCGCCAUUGUGCUGCCGACAUAUGGCUGCCAAUGGCCGCGUUUGAAGAUACAGCCCCAAGGUCCCUGUGCUCAUGAUCUGUCUGAGCCACGGGAGAAAAGGCUGAGACACAGACAGAUGACUCAUGUACAAUUCUGAAUGUAUAAAAACCGGUUCCCAAAUGAAUUUGACAAAAAAAGAAUAUCGUGUGAUUUUACAUCAGUACAACCGCAGGGCUGACCUCGCUGUUCUCGACUAGCCUACCACACGUUAGAGUAGUCAGGGGGAUUAUGUUAACAAGUGCGACUGGUUCCAUUUAACUGAACAAAUAGGCCUAACGCCAUGUCGCUGACUGAGGAGCUCCCAGAUCUUAAAUAAUAAUAUACUGCACGGCGCACAAAUAAAACAAACCAAAGCUAUAGGUCGGACUUUGAACGACUCCAUCAUCGGUCUUUUCAGUGAGUGACCAAUCAAUCAAUUAAUCAGUCCCUUAAAUAGGCCCACUUAUUCAUCAGUUGACUCUAUUUACAUGCCACAAUCUAUAUAUCCAUUUUAACACAAAUUGGACAAAUGUGAAGAGUUGCUUUGCUUUACUGUUUAAAAUCCCCACUUAACCAUCCUUCACGAGGCGCAGGAACAGGUGGGGUUGUCUUAGCCACAUGUUUAUUAUAAGACAGAUCAGUGAGUUGUGACAGGGAACAUGUUUUUCCACCCUGUGUUGUUGUCGCUGGCAACGUGAGUUGGAGGUAGAGGGCUAUUCAUAGGACUAUAUAAAGUUUAACGUACAUUUCAUGAUAUAAGUGACAAAUUAACUUGAAGCCUCUGGAUCUUAAAGGCCAUUGAAACACUUUCACGCUUGUGAUAUUUUUUUCUAAUAACCAGCUGUUGAGUCAUGCCGAGGUCAUUUCCUGCAUACCAUCAACCACCAUUUCCUUAUGCAAAAAAAUUAGUGAGACAGACAGAAAGAGAAUGAGCGGGAGAGACUGUGGGACAGAGAGAGAGAGAGAGAGAGAGAGAGAGAGCAAGAGAUGACACCUCGCACACAGUGUCAGUCAGUAAGCGUUCACAGCAGGCCGUGCCAGUUCAGCGGUACAGGUGGUGCAGGUUGGUGAGGGGGUCCAACACUUGGCUUGCCAGCUCUCGCAUUUUGUAGAGCGUAGAAGAAGAGUCAGAAAGAGCGUCCACUGACAUCGUGUCAACGGCGCCGCCGACAACCUUUUGGGGCUUUACCUCGCCAAGUGGAACCCCGGGACCUCACCUGGACACACCGGCAACCCAGAGAAAGGGCUAGGCCUCCGGGAGAACGUACAGGGUGAAGAGAGCGAGAGACAACAGAAGGAGGAGAGGCCAGAGAGAGAGAGGGAGAGAGGGAGAGAGAGAGAGAGGGGGGGAAGCCUUGGCGGAGCAGUAGCACAAGGUGGAAGGGACUUUAGAGGGAGGGCCCACAGCAGGGUGAUGGAGGAGCUGUCUGUUUACCACAAAGCCAUCGGCAAGGAGGAAGGCGAGCGACGGCUGGGCCAGGACGGACGGGAAGGCUGUUACCUCAUCCGCAACAGCGAGACCAUGCCUGGGGUCUACUGUCUGUGCGUGCUGUGCAAGGGUUUUGUCUACACAUACAGACUGCGGCUGGAUGUGGACGGCUCAUGGACAGCAGAUACCGCUGAUGGUGUGGAAAAACGGCAUUUCCGGAAUAUCGCAAACUUGAUACUGGCCUUACAGAAACCUGACCAAGGGAUUGCGAUACCGCUGUAUUUCCCCGUCACCCCCGAUCGCUGGUCAUUGGCCCAGAAGAUCCGGGCUGAGGUCACCGAGAAGCGUGAAACGAUGGACGUGCCGUCCGCCUACAGCGAGCCUAAUCCCCCACCGGACAAGAGAUACAGCAAGAUCAUGCUGCGCUAUAAGAUACAAUGUGUAAAGAAAAAAUAAAAGCCCACGGAGCAACACCAGUGGGUAGGGGAUACUCGCUGGGGAGCUUCUGUGUCGGUGGUUGGGGAAGGGGUUUAUUGUAAAUGUUAAAUGUUAAUAUUGUUAAUAGUGUGAUGGCUGGAUUUUAUUUCUUUACUUUGUUUGCGUUUGUCUUACAAAUAUCAACAAUAUCCUGGUGUUUCAUUUUGGAUUAAAUAAACAAAACGUGUUUGUUGAACGUCUGUUGUUAUUUCCCCUGGGUUUGUGGCAAGAUAAAUAGCCAAUAAUUACUAAUGGGCCAAUAUGGCCUAUCUGUGGUUUAAACGUGAAAUAUAGAACUUGGAUGAAAUUAAUAUUCAUUACCACACACGUUAGUAAGCAAGUGAUAUUAUGCUAUUUUUCUCUUCACAAUUCAGGAAAGUAGAUGGCCUAGGAAAGCGCAUCGGAGGAUAUAAUCGAUUUAAAUAAGGUGGGAGACAAACGCGCAGCAACUCCAUACCUUCCAUAUGAUGGCUUACCAAAAUUCAAUUUGACAUAUUGAAAUGCUGAUUUCCCACGGAAGGAAAGACGGACUCUCAUAAAAUAGAA
Molecule: messenger RNA, 2861 nt
Organism: Gadus chalcogrammus (walleye pollock)
Lineage: Eukaryota; Metazoa; Chordata; Actinopteri; Gadiformes; Gadidae
Product: SH2 domain-containing protein 1A-like
Exons: 3
Coding region: 1824-2294 (156 amino acids)
Source: RefSeq, a predicted model, not a curated record